Messenger RNA from Leishmania braziliensis MHOM/BR/75/M2904, 402 nucleotides. RefSeq names its product 60S ribosomal protein L32. The transcript has a single exon. The record is from RefSeq and is a predicted model, not a curated record. Lineage: Eukaryota; Euglenozoa; Kinetoplastea; Trypanosomatida; Trypanosomatidae. Gene Ontology annotation, biological process: translation. Gene Ontology annotation, cellular component: cytosolic large ribosomal subunit; ribosome. Gene Ontology annotation, molecular function: structural constituent of ribosome. The coding region runs from base 1 to 402 and encodes 133 amino acids.
AUGGUCAAGCCGGUGGUGAAAAAGUCCGUGGUGAAGAAGCGCACGAAGCGCUUCACUCGCCAUCGCUACGAGCUCUUCCCGCAGCUGAGUUCCAGCUGGCGCAAGCCGCGUGGUGAGGACUCCCCGGUCCGCCGUCGCUACAAGGGCCAGAAGGCGAUGCCGAACAAAGGUUAUGGUAGCGACCGCGCCACCAAAUAUAUCAUGCCUUCUGGCUUCAAGAGCUUCCCGAUCCAGAACGUGCAGGAUCUCUACAUGCUCAUCAUGCAGAACCGCAAGUACGCUGGUGUUAUCUCCCACACUGUCGGUGCCAAGUCUCGCAAGGCCAUCGUCCGCAAGGCCCUUGAGCUGGACGUCCGCCUCAUCAACGGCAACGCCAAGCUGCGCAAGGUGGCAAACAACUAG